AUGUCUAGCACAACUACCACGCAGACCGGUCCUCCCAGCAAAGCGAACAUUGGAGUCUACACGAAUCCCCAACAUGAUCUCUGGAUCGCAAAUGCACUUCCAAGCCAGGAAGAAGUGGAAAAGGGCGAAAGCCUGAAACCCGGCGAAGUCACAGUCGCGAUCAAGAGUACAGGAAUUUGCGGAUCCGAUGUCCACUUCUGGCACGCAGGCCGCAUAGGCCCGAUGAUAGUCGAAGACGAACACAUCCUCGGCCACGAAUCCUCUGGCAUAAUCGUCGCCAAACACCCGUCGGUGACAACGCUCUCCAUCGGCGACCGCGUCGCAGUAGAACCCAACAUCAUCUGCGGCGAAUGCGAACCCUGCCUGACAGGAAAAUACAACGGCUGCGAGUCCGUAGAAUUUCGAAGCACACCUCCAAUCCCAGGCCUCUUACGUCGCUACGUCAACCAUCCUGCCGUCUGGUGCCAUAAGAUCGGAGACAUGAGCUACGAAGACGGCGCGCUGCUCGAACCUUUGAGCGUUGCGUUGGCCGGGAUGCAGCGCGCGAAGAUUACUUUGGGGGAUAGUGUUUUAGUGUGUGGAGCGGGGCCGAUAGGAUUGGUGACUUUGGCUUGCGUGAAGGCUGCGGGCGCCGAACCGAUCGUCAUUACGGAUAUUGAUGAAGGGAGAUUGAAAUUUGCGAAAGAGUUCUGUCCGAGUGUGAGGACGCAUAAGGUGGAAUUCAGCGACACGGCGGAAAUGUUUGCGGAGAAGAUUGUGAAGUUGGCGGAGGGCGUGGAGCCGGCUGUUGUGAUGGAGUGUACUGGUGUUGAGUCUUCGAUUGCUGGAGCUAUUCAUGCGGCCAAGUUUGGCGGCAAGGUUUUUGUGAUUGGGGUGGGGAAGCCGGAGAUUAAGAUUCCUUUUAUGAGGCUGAGUACCAGAGAGGUGGAUCUUCAGUUUCAGUAUCGGUAUGCGAAUACUUGGCCGCGAGCGAUCAGGCUGUUGAGGGGAGGGGUGCUGGAUUUGUCGAAGUUGGUUACGCAUCGGUUUACUUUGGAGAAUGCGGUUGAUGCGUUCAAGGUUGCGGCUGAUCCUAAGCAGGGUGGUAUCAAGGUUAUGAUUCAAAGUAUGGAAGAGGGAGAGAAGUGA
This is a messenger RNA of Pseudocercospora fijiensis CIRAD86, 1128 nucleotides long. RefSeq lists its product as uncharacterized. Gene Ontology annotation, biological process: D-sorbitol catabolic process. Lineage: Eukaryota; Fungi; Ascomycota; Dothideomycetes; Mycosphaerellales; Mycosphaerellaceae. The transcript has 2 exons. The record is from RefSeq and is a predicted model, not a curated record. Gene Ontology annotation, molecular function: L-iditol 2-dehydrogenase (NAD+) activity. Bases 1 to 1128 code for a protein of 375 amino acids.